AAAGAACCUAUAUAGAAAAAACGCAGUUAAAGAUUGAGGAUGGGAUCCCUAGACUGGAUGUCAAAAGAAUUAAAAAAAUACAUGGAACAGGCAAAAAUAUAUGAAUCAAAAAUAGAUCUACGCAAAUACAUGUGGUACUCUCCAAAGCAAGAACAUUCAGACAUAGAAAUUACAUAUAUAACUUAUAUUCUUCCAAUACUGGUAGCUGUAUCGCUUGGUUUCUUCAUAUGCCUGAUAGCAAUUGUUAAAGAAGAGAAAAAUUUACCUUCUUACAUAUUUUUAUUAUUGCAAGCCUUGUUUGAUCUUUUGGGUAUAACAGCUCAAACUAUUCCAAUUUGGAUUAUGUUUGUAAUCUCUGAUAAUGAGUAUAUACCCUUUCAAUACUGUGAAGUUUACCGCACGUUGACAACUUUCAUUCCACAAUCCUUAUAUAUAAUAUCCCAAUGGAUGAAGGUUUCCAUGACAAUACACCAGUUUGCAAUCUUUUAUUUUUCUGUGAGAGCUAAAAGCUUGAUGUCUAGGACAAGAGUUGUAUUUAUCAUUGUUGUAGUCCCUUGUUUAUUAAUUCCGUUAAUAGUUGUUACAAAAUUUGACAUGAAAUUUGCCAAAGCAUAUUAUAGAAAUACUGAAACAGGCGCCAUAGAAUAUUAUUGUAAGAUUAUACACUAUCACAUAAUUGGGGAAUACAGAUUUUUAAUUACUUUUGUCGUAAAAGAUUUCUUUCCAUUAGUAACAUAUAUAGGAUUUGGUGUUGGACUUUCUUAUCAAAUUCAUAAGAGGAGGAUUCUAAGAAGACAGUUACAAAACAACCAAAGUACAAAUAUGAGUCUUGAAAGCCUGGCAAAGGCUCUUAAUUUUAGUUCGUUUAUUUUUAUUUUUACAUGCUUACCACAUUUUGUGGUAGAUCUUGUUACAGUUUUCAAUUCGUUCGGAACAGAAAUUGUAUCAUUCUACGAAAUUGAGGAUACUUUUGUUGCACUCUCUAUACUGAAAACCGUCUUUCAGCUCAUGAACAUCACGGCCGUUGUACCUGUAUUUCUAUGUUUAAACAGAGCAAUGAGACAAACGCUUAUAAACAAAUUUCGUGCACUGAUGCGAUGCUUUCGGUGA
Mytilus trossulus (common blue mussel) is the source of this 1110-nucleotide messenger RNA. RefSeq lists its product as uncharacterized. Gene Ontology annotation, cellular component: membrane. Bases 40 to 1110 code for a protein of 356 amino acids. The transcript is spliced from 2 exons. NCBI's taxonomy places the organism in Eukaryota, Metazoa, Mollusca, Bivalvia, Mytilida, Mytilidae. The record is from RefSeq and is a predicted model, not a curated record.